Molecule: messenger RNA, 759 nt
Organism: Candidozyma pseudohaemuli
Lineage: Eukaryota; Fungi; Ascomycota; Pichiomycetes; Serinales; Metschnikowiaceae
Product: ubiquinone biosynthesis protein
Exons: 1
Coding region: 1-759 (252 amino acids)
Biological process (GO): ubiquinone biosynthetic process
Cellular component (GO): mitochondrial inner membrane
Molecular function (GO): lipid binding
Source: RefSeq, a predicted model, not a curated record
AUGCAAAGCACCCUCAGAAGCCUCCGCGUCGGCUCUCGUUUCGGAAACCGCCUCAGUGUGGCUAAGUACCACUCCGCCCUGCACCCAAACAUCCUUAUCAACAACAAGGCUCCAGAACUGAUCCUCCUUACCAAAGCCUUGGACUACCUUCCCAAGUACGGUUUCCACAAACAGUGUAUUGACGACGCCGUGCGGGACCUUGGCUACGCCGACUCGCUUCAAAGCGUCAUUGCCGCUAAUCCGCUGAACGAGUCGCCAGAGCUCCAGCUCACGCUUUUCUGGUUGAAACACCAAAGACAGAAACUCUACGAGCAUGUGCUUGAUCCCCAGCUGGAGUUCCACAAGAUCCCCGACGAGUUCGACAGAGCCGCGUACCUCUUGAAAGAGCGUCUUUCAUACAACCAGCCCGUGGUGGGCCAGUUGGCUUCGGGUCUCUCGCAGCUCGUGCUUCCAUACAACUGGAGCGCCUCGUUGGCUGAACUCCACGCCUUGAGCGACGACAUUGCCUACUACGCCGGCGACAUGUCCAACGACCUGGCUUGGUACGCCAAGCGCCUUCUUCUUUCGUCUAUAUACGUCAAGCUGGAGCUCUACAUGCUCCUGGACACACCUCCGUUUGACUCCACCAACAGCUUUGUCGAUCGCAACAUCCAGGCGGUCCGCUUCAUGGGCGACUCUUACAACGCCGUGGAGCAGUGGUCUUUUUUCAACGCCGUCUCCUUGCUCAACCUUAUCCGCUCGCAGCUUGCCCGCGGUUGA